Molecule: messenger RNA, 7842 nt
Organism: Cydia strobilella
Lineage: Eukaryota; Metazoa; Arthropoda; Insecta; Lepidoptera; Tortricidae
Exons: 16
Coding region: 745-2421 (558 amino acids)
Biological process (GO): autophagosome-lysosome fusion
Source: RefSeq, a predicted model, not a curated record
AUUCGUUUGUCAUUGUUUGACGGCUGGUGUCGGUCGCCAUUUUCUAUAAUGGCGGCGAGUAGUGCGACAUCUAUCUCGACUUUAGUGUCAUCGCUAACUCGCGUAGCGUGCGGACGUCGCGUUUUCCCGUCGGUUCUUAUUGUUUGAUACAUAAUCAUAGAAAAAUGACAACGGAAAUUGUUCCAAAUACUGAAAAAAAUAUAAAUAACACUGUUAACUCGUUAUAAAAUGCGUAGUAGCCGCAGCAGGUUAUAAUACACGACUAUUAUGUAGUAAAAUAAUGAAUUUCACACACCGCCGCAGUCUUGAGUUCGAAUUGUAGUGAACUGUGUUGUGGAAUCGAUUUUUAGGUGUUAUUAAUGAAAUUACGAAGGUGCUUGUGGUUAUAUUGUUACAUAAAAGAUCCUGUUGGUUCGGACAACGCUUCACGAGCUUUACUAUUGUGGAAGCUCGACUCGCGUAGAAUCGAUAUAACUUAAUAAAAAAUGCAUGUUUUCCCUAUGGUUUCAUAAAGGCUCGGGUCAAUAUCGUACCGGUUAUUGCAAUACGAAUGUUUUUUUUAAAUAAACAACGUGGUUCCGGAGGCAGUUAAAGUGAUUUUAUUUUAGUGAAUAGUGUUUGUACUGGAAUAUUUGUUUUGCAUUCAAGUUUUCAAUCCAUCAAAAGCAGGUUCCGGCGAAUGUGUUCGCCCCGCAGGACUAACCGUUAUGUGAUAGUGCCCUUACCGUCGGCCAUUUUGUAACCAUGGCCGCCAUCUUGAGCGCGGCGCUGCUGCUUGCGUUCGCUGUCUAUUCCACACAAGGUGGAGGCUGCACAUUCCCCGAGUCCUGGACGGGCGCCUGGUUCCAGUCCGGAGUUCCAGGGCUGGUGUCGAUCAACCAGACACACAUACAGUCCAAAGGGGAGUGCUCGGAGACGGAGAGCUAUGACAAAUUCCUGUUAUAUGACAGGAGUGACGACUGCUACAGAUGUAUGGUGAUACACGAAAAGCACAGAUAUGUGUUACAGUAUAAAGAAACAUACUGCUCUCCAAAAGAGACCUUGUCGUCGCUCUGCGACACAAUCACAGGCGACGCCGCGCUGUACUCCAUGUUCCGUAAGGACCCCGCGCCGACGCCGCAGCCCUGCCCGUUCAGACCUGCACCGUUUACGUUUACAUAUAACCGAGGCGCCGGUGACUGCACGAAUCCGCCGUCACGAGCAGAGUCGUGCACGGAUGACUCGAGACUGCUGCUGCGGUAUAUGGCGUGUCCGGACGUUCAGGCUACUGAGAGUAAUGUGGAGGAGUUAGUAUGCCUGGCGACGUGGAAGGAAGGAUCCACGAGAUACUUGGUGGGCAAGAUAUCACAAGUUCAACGACGGAACGCUUUGGCCUCCGAUGAAGAUACAUACAGAUGCUUCAUCUAUAAAGGCCAGCACAGCGACAAAACUAUGACGUACUACAUCGCCCAGUCCGGAGAUGCAACGUGCAAUGGACUGUCGUCACCGACCGACGGUAGUCGAACCAUGAGGCUGACUAACAGUGACGACGAGCACAAUCGCUGCCACUUCCCUAGUUGGAUAGUGGACCACCACAAAUGGUACAGCUUGGACCACACCCACCAGUACCAUUUUACGACGAAGAACGCAACGCUUAAGAUAGCUAACGCGGACGGACAGUUGGAGGAGAAGCGACUAGUUUGCCACUCCAUUUUGGAGCAGAAGGAAAAGAAGCAUAUAAAGCUUGUAGCACACGUCACUAAAGGAUGUGAAUCCGGGCACGUGUGUCUCGUGUUGCACCGCCGCUCCGCGCACGUGCUGGAGCUGCGCUCGGGCUCCGGGCUCUGGGAGUCCCCGCAGGACGCCUGCGCCGAGCCGCAACACGAGCCUUCCAUCACACUCAUCACGACCUCUUUGACUCCGGAACGGUGUCCUAUCUUCGGCCGCUACAGUGUGGUGAGCUCUUUAGCUGACUCAAGGCGGAGGCGGCAGCAAAUGACUAUAGGAGAUACUGAAAGCACCGAGAUAGAACCAAAAUGCGUUCCCGGCGUGUACGACAGCGCGAGUAUAGGGUGCGGCGCGGCUCAGGACAGCAUCGAGUUCAAGUCCGCUUGCCCCAGUACUGUGUACACGUGCUACGGCAGCUGGCAGUCUGGUGGCACCGGCUACGUGGUAGCGGCCCCAGCGCAGCCGCGCAGUACGCGCCUGCGCACAGUCUGCAUCGUUUACGAGCACCACAAUAACAACGAGACCCACGGAGGCACGCUGUCGUUAAACAUCGUGUCGCACUCGUGUGAUCGCGCGGCGUCGCCUGGCCCGCCGGACAAGGCGUACAACCUCACACUCAAUGGUACAUGCGAGCAGAGCAGCAAGUACAACAGCCCGGCGCAGCGCCUGGCACCCGCGACUCUGUUACUCGCGCUCGCGUUGACUAUUAGAUGAUACGGCGGCCGCUAGAGGCCGAGGAGCGGGGGGAGCUCUAUUAACCUAUUUCAUGUAUGAACUACAUGCUGUUAACUGAUUAUCGACCUUAUUUGCAAAGAUAUUAGGUUCAAAUUGUCAGUUAUAACUUAAGUUACCAUUUCUGUGUAAAGACAUCCGUCCGUCGAAGUUAACUCAGCACCGACUUGAACAGAAUAAUGCGACGGUGUCUUAAUAGACGUCAUAUUUUCUUAGAACUUUGAUAUUAACUGACGUUACCAUUUUUUGUCAUUGCAAAUGCCAUGCAGAGUUAGAUUGGUCUGACUCUAAGGUCGAGGUGCUCAGUUAUAACUGACAAUUUCGUAAUCCUAAUUGCAAACAAAUAGGUCAAGAUGAUCACUUUUUAAAUGACUUUUCGUACACCUUGUCAGUUAUAACUAACUUUUCGUACGCUUGGUCAGAUAACUUUUCGUACACCUGGUCAGUUAUAACUGACUUUUCGUACACCUGGUCAGUUAUAACUGACUUUUUGUACAGUUGGUCAGCUAUAACUGACAAAUUGUUAACCUAUAACUGACAAUUUCGUAAUCCUAAUUGCAAACACAUAGGUGAAGAUGAUCACUUUUUAAAUGACUUUUCGUACACCUUGUCAGUUAUAACUAACUUUUCGUACGCUUGGUCAGCUAUAACUAACUUUUCGUACAUUUGGUCAGUUAUAACCGACUUUUCUUACACCUAGUCAGUUAUAACUAACUUAUCGUACGCUUGGUCAGUUAUAACUAACUUUUCGUACACCUGGUCAGUUAUAACUAACUUUUCGUACACCUGGUCAGUAACUGACAAAUUGUAAACCUAAUUCCAAACAAGAGCUGGCGUUGGUCAGUUGUAAUAUAACUGACGUUUAGUAAACUUAUUUAUUGCAAAGACUCAGAUAGUCGGUCAACAGUCGGUACACAAAGAUUGGUAGAAUAGGCAGAUUGGAAAUCUAGACAAGAUAUAAUACAGUUUUUUAACGUUUUAUGUUCUGCCACAGAAUAAAUAAUGAUACUACCGUACAGAAAUCAACCUUCGAAAGAAUCGAAGGAGGUCGAAGUUUGACAGCGAUUCAGGGACGAAUCAUGUUUUCCCUUUCUAAUGUAUGGCAUUAUCCCUUUCGGCUAUUUAGGGUUGUUAAAAUUCAAGUCAUUAUCUUAUCUGUGGUUGUGCAAUUGUGCACGCAGAGGAACGUCAAGUUUUGCCAACCCUAAUAAGUGCUCGGAGCAACGCUGAGCCGAACGUAGCCGAGAGUGCCCGAAAGGUCCAGUUUCUGGCACCUAUUUCACCAACAUGAAAAUGAAGACCUGACAGUGACAAUAUCCUGUACGUUUCUGAAUUGCUUAGUAACGACGAAUAUUAUUAAAAUGAAAGAAUAAAAUAAAAAAGACAAGAAAGAAUAUAAUUUCCAACCCAUUUCGUACCUCGUCACAGUGACGGUCAAUAUGAAAAUCAUUAGAGAUCUCAUUCUAUUGUCACUGUGACAAAUUAGGUACAAAAUGGGUUGGAAAUUAAUAUCUUUGGCGGUACAUAGCGUCGUUGUUUACUCGUUGAACAAGAAAUUAAUGGUGGAUUGUCAAUGUCAGGUCACAAUGGAGUAGUUUCGAACGAGGAAAUUUUUCAUCGUAACCGGGUUGCGAACGGAGAAUUAGAUUCAAUAAUCAGUCUUAACAAUAUUAUACAACUAAUUAAUUUAACUAUACAUAAACAUAUCUGCCUGAUGUCUUACAAAAAUGCUGGAUUGUUCUAUGAAUCUUUGUGUAAAUGUAUUUUAAUAGAACUCUUUUCUAAUGCACCUAUUUUACACUAAAAUACUUGUAGGUAACAAGUAGAUUGAUUUUUGUGAUAAUGUUAUUUUUGUUUUUGGCAGCUAUUUUUGGGCAGGUUUUUUUAAAACUUAUUUAAUGGUUCUGAAGCUAUCUGUUUAAGAUAAAUGUUUAUUGGGAACUUUAUUUUUGGAUUAAGAAUAAUCAGAUUUUUUGACAGAUUUCGAUUGCCUUCGUUAUUUACAAUACUCAUUAAAACUGUAUUAGUUAAGAAUUCAUUGUAAAUAAUAUAAUUGUAAACAAAGCUUUCGAACCAUACAAAAGUGUUUUUCUUAGGUAUUUAUUUUCAAAAUGCUUUUAUUAGUUAUUUUUUUCUAUAAAAUAGUCGUUAGGAUAGGCCAAACAAUACAAUGUUGAAAAGAAACGAAGUAAAAGUAAAAUUUGUAAAUAAAAAAUGGUAUAGAAUUGGAUUAAAAAGCGAUUUUUAAAUAAUGUUACUUAUGGAAUUUGUAUCUUAAUGGGAUGUUUAAUUUUUUAAAUUUAGACCUCGUUUGUUCUCGCCUAAUGAUAAGAAAAAUGUUAAAUAUUUUGAAAUUUUUCCUCAUCACUUACGAGUUACGAAAAUGUUAUGACAGUUACGAAAGUGAAAAUUUUGCAGCUAAACCAUAUUUAAUUAUAAUUGAGAACAUUUCCACGUCUAGCUCUGUUUGUUCAGAAUUUUCACCUUAAAAUAAAUAUGUAUUUUAAUUAAUUGUAUGUUUUUAAUAAGUGCUCAGAAAGCGUUCUGCUCCUGCUAUUGCUACAUCUGAUUUUAUUUUUAAUGUGAGUAAUACAACUAAUAUGAUUUAUUAAAAACUAUCGCAUUUAUUGAUUCAAUCUUUGAAAAAUUUGUUUAAAGUUUUAGGCGAGGACAAAACAAGAUGUAAUUAUACUAUAGUAUCAUUUAUUUAUAGACAAAAAACGCUUUAAGUAUACACUUUGUACUGUAUGCUUGGUAUAUCGAGCGGCAGAUGUUAUAUCGGUGUCAUGUCUUUUAUCGAACGAUAUCAUGUCAGCGAUAAAAUAAGACAUGAAAACUGUUGUUCAAAUGUCGUACUGUUUUGAAACAUUUGUGCUGUUAUUAUGAGGAAAAUUGUAUUUUAUUUAGAAAGGCAUUGUAUUAGUGUCAAUUAUUAGCUGUUUAAAGAAUUUUAAUUUUAAAAAUCUUUCUUGUGAAUUAGAAAUUCAGAAGCAAGCUUGUUUCUCUAAAUGAAAAAACAAAUGUUUUUUUUAUUAAAUGUUUCUUUAGGUACUAUUCAAAUCAAGUUCUUUAAUAUUUUCCACCUUUGCCACAAACUUACAGACAUGUUUCGAUAUGGUACGACAUUUCGAGUCUUAAUGAACCGUUCAUAUUGGUUUAAGUGUAAUAUAAAUUAGAUAGGCAUAAAUUUAGAGAAAUUAUGCUCAGAAGGAAGACCGUGGUUUUUUUAUUUAUUGAAACGUCCGUAAAAUGUUUUGUGCGUCCAUAAACUACGUAGACGGGCACAGUUUGAAGCUUCUAGUUAUAGUGUAUUUUGUGGAACUUUUUUUUGGGAAAUUAUGUAAUAAUUCCUUGCCAUACUAUAAAGUUACGAAACUGUAAAGUUAGUUACGAAACUGAAAAACAUUUUUCAAUUAAUUUGGAAUUCUUCUUACAUUUAACAAAAAAGGGUUUAAAUGUUCUGGAGAAUAAACAGUGUUAACAAAUCAAAGUGUGCCCGUCAUUAGGCUUACUCAUUUAUUAUUUUAGAAGAAAAACAGCGCAAAAGUGGCUUUUUCGGUCCAUAAAAAUGAGUUUUUAAAUCAAACGCUCUAUUCAACUAUCAAUUCCUCCUAAAAUGCCACUUUUGUCUUGUUCUUUUCAAAUCUGGUUUUCAAAAAGAAAUCUUAAAAUAAUUGAGUCUUAAAGAUUAGGUAUAUGAAAAUAUGACAUAACCAUCAGUAUAUGUGUCAAACCAAUGACCAUUUGUAAUAUUUGUAUUGUGCAGAAUUAAGUUCAAAUACCCAUUUAAUUGAAUGCAUUAGUUACCGGCAUUUUAAACAAAUAAACGAUUGAUUGAUUAUCGCGGAUCUUCUCUUAGUGCGUUUAAUACAUAUAACUGUUCUUUUGCCAUUUACUCGGAACGUAAAACUGACCUUUGCCUAAAAAGACACUGGACGAAGGCCUCAAAAUGUAGGAAUAUUUAUAUGAAUUUAAGUCACUAAGUCAGUAAAACAAAAGGCUCAAAAACAAUCAUAAUUUAAAAUCAAAUUGAUUAAGCAAUUGUUAUUGUUAUUAUUACUGUUUAAAAGAUUUCAAGAAGAAAACCAGAUACAUUCAGCUGUUAUUCUAGCUUUUAGACUUAUAAUUUACCAGUUUUUUUUACAACCAGUGCUUUUCCUCGUGAAUCUUGACCAAUAGUAGUUAAAAGUAUACCUAUUUGCUCAUAAUUAACAAAAAAUAGCGCGGAAUUUUAUUUGUGAUAAAGAAAAUAAUAUAAGAAAAAAGAUGUAAAUAUUGAAUAGACUCAAGUUCCUCACUUUUGUUUCUCUGACUCUGAUUUUUGUGAUACUCUGAGUUUUGGUUGGUUAGGUUUAAGUUUGGCCUUUGGUCGCCACUACUCUUUAGCUCGAUAUCAAAUGAUUUAGUUAAGUACUACUAAUUUUUUCGCAAUUUUUCAUAAGGACAUGUUUGACUAACGAUAGCAUACAUCAUAUAAGCAGUUACGAAAGUGGAAUUAUUUUGUUUUUGUAACUAUUUCGUAACUGUUUAAGUUGUUCAAAGGAUACUUUAAUAUAAUAGUAACUAUGUUUUUAAUAAUGCCUUUGAAAUGUUACGAGAAAAUAAAUAAAUCAAAACAGUAUGGCGGCCGAAGGUUGGAAUUGACGACGUCUGUGCUUGCCUACAAUGAACCUAUUGUUUUAAAAGAAAGAUUUAAAAUAUAAAUAUGUAGCCGAAAAGACUAUUGUACAUAAAACUAGCUGGAUAACUUAUAUAACUAUACAUACAAUCAUAUUUUAUAAGUAUAAACACAUUUUUAAAAUAAAGUACAGGACAAAAGUAUUAAUUUAAAAAAAUAACCGACGAUAAUAAAUAGCGAUAGAUUUAUGAAUAGAUUUAAAGAAGCGGUCUUUAACAUUUUCGUUAAAAAAGUGCACAUUAAAAAGUAAAACACUGUAGCACUUAAGACGUUUUUUUAAACAAAUUUACAAUGUGAAUAAAACGCACUAAGGAUUUAUGUAAAAAAUAUGAUGUAAUACUCUAUGGGAUUGUAAUUUAUUGGCAUGUAAAUAUUUUGUUUUUUCGGGCUAAAUGUGGUUUCUUCGCUGUUUUGUGUAUUUAAAAAACGUCUCAUGCAACUGAAAAGCGGCGCCGAUACAAUACCUUUUUCUGACAGUUGUUUUUUAAACAAUUAUGGCCUAGAUGUUAGUCCUUUAAGCCAUCUGACAGCUGUCAUCGGAGGCGUUUAUCAGUUGUCUAAGCGCGUUAGGCGUUUUUCCAUCGCCAACUGUAUAGAACGUUUUGCUAAUCCGGAUCCCCGCAUACGCCAUUUUGGAAAACUUCACGAGAAGAGAUACGAUUUGUAACUAUUACCGUGUAAGCCUAUUAUUAUAUUUUGAUUACUGAAAUAUAUUUGAAAAUCAA